CAUGAACGCGUUGCAUUGGAGGGCCAUUCAAGUACCGGCGAUGAAGAAGAGAAAAAGAUCCCCAAAACAGGUGGCGCCACCUCCCUCGACGCCUCCAUCGCCCCAAACCCAAACCCGCCACUCUCUCAACGCCACCAAAUCAUGGGCCUGGGCCCCUCUCAACCUGGCCCAGCAAGAACUCUCCCUGCCCCUCACCUUCCCCACGGGCCAAACCUUCCGUUGGAAAAACACCGCCCCUCUACAAUACACCGGCGUCGUUGGGCCCCACCUUUUAUCCCUCAAAAACCUCCAAAACGGCGACGUUUGCUACUGCCUUCACUCCCACUCCCACUCAGACGACGCCGUAACGGCCCUCCUUGAUUUUCUAAACGCCAACGUUUCCCUCGCCGACACGUGGAAGGUUUUCUCCGCUUCCGAUGCCAGGUUCGCCGAGCUCGCGCGCCACUUGGGUGGCGCCAGGGUGCUCCGGCAAGACCCUUUCGAGUGCCUUAUUCAGUUUCUGUGUUCUUCCAAUAACAACAUUGCAAGGAUCACCAAAAUGGUCGAUUACGUUUCGUCCUUGGGAACUUACGUUGGCCACGUUGGAGGCUAUCAGUUCCACGCUUUCCCCAAUUUGGAACAACUUUCAUUGGUCUCUGAGCAACAACUCAGAAACGCUGGUUUUGGUUACAGGGCUAAAUACAUAAUUGGCACGGUAAAGGCUUUGCAAUCAAAACCUGGUGGAGGGGAAGAGUGGCUUCGGUCUCUUCGUAAAUUGGAUCUUGAAGAUGUUAUAUCUGCACUUUCUACGUUACCUGGUGUGGGUCCUAAAGUGGCUGCUUGCAUUGCUCUUUUCUCACUUGAUCAACACCAUGCCAUUCCUGUUGACACUCACGUGUGGCAGAUUGCCACCAAGUAUCUCUUACCUGAGCUUGCAGGUUCCCAGUUGACACCGAAGCUCUGCAAUCGUGUUGCAGAGGCAUUUGUAGCCAAAUAUGGUAAAUAUGCCGGCUGGGCACAAACUCUAUUAUUUAUAGCUGAAUUACCUUCACAAAAGGCCCUUCUACCUUCACAUUUGUGGACUAUCAAACAGCACAAUCCUGCGAAGAUAGAAGAUGGCGAAGAAGAAUUUGAGUGAGAUCUACAAAUGGUGUGGCUCUCAAUGGACAAGGGUUAGGUGUGACAUGCUGCUGUCAAGAAUUCACAAGUUAGAAUAUGGUGAUAACGGACUGCUAUGUAGGUUAUUCCAUUAUAUAACUGUUGACUGCCUUGUCUGGCUUUCAUUUUUCUUCUUUGCAUUUUAUUAGAUUUGAUUGAUCUGUUGUAAUUGAUAAUCAGUGUCUUUCUUCUUCAUUAGAAAAGAAAAAAAGAAAGAUUUAUUUUUCUUGUUUCAUGUUGUUUGACUUGAAAUUCUGCUUUCCCUGUAAAUAGAUACUUCGCCUAGUUGAUUAUUUACUUUCAUUUUAGCUCCUGCAGUUAGAAAGACCUGUCUUUUGCCUGUUUGGUUCUUAUGUGCAAUAAACAUGUUAUCUGUUUGAACAUAUUCUUUUGUUUAAUGAACGUUUCUAUGUACAUAUGCACUUCUUCUAGUGACAUGGUGAUAUUAAAUUUUCAAGAUUUUUGACACUUCCUUUCAUGUUUUUACUGAGUCAUUGUAUGCCUUUAUCAAGAGGUAGCAAACUGAUUUUUUUUUCUUUGUUAUUUUUUAAGACCUAUUUCAAUAGGUACAUUGAAAAGGGUAAUAUUCACACAAGCACUGGUAUUGAAAUUUUUUUUUUGAUAUGCUUAGUUCUUCAUUGCAAUUUGCUUUGUAUAUAUACUAUUACUGUGUUAUUUUUUCUUCUUUAGCUCAUAACUUAUGCUCCUUUGAAUUGGAAUGUUGAACCUGGCCCUUCCUCUUUCUUAAUUGAAAUUCUGGAUGACCAAUGUGCUUCUAAUUUAUUAUAUUUCCUGGAUGAUCAAAUAAUAAAUAUAUUAAUGUUAUAGGAGUGUUGCAUGAAACCCCAACUUCAAGGUUUGGUAUUGAAAGGUAAUAUGACUUGUUGAGUUCUUCAUUGCUACUUGAUUUGUUUCUAAACUAUUACUUUGUGCUGCUUUUCUUUCUUUCCUUUUCUUGUUUGGCUCAUAACUUCUGCUCCUUCACAAUGAAGAGUGGAUUUUCUUUGACACACUUUAACGGAUUUUAAUACCUUGAUUAUGAUCAAAUACUACAUAUUAUAAGGUUUACAGUAGAUUUUAGGGGGGAUUGGUGUAUGUGAUACCUGAAUAAAAAUGUUCAAUUGUAAGUAAAUAAAUGCUUGCAUGCAGGUAGGAGACUCGAAUUAUAUUUUAAGGUAUAUAUAGAGUGUAAAAUCCAAAUUUGAAAACAUGAAGAAAACAGAAUUAAUUAUUCAAGCACAAGGCACUUAUGUCAUUUUUGUUUGAAAAAGUUAUGCACUAUAAAAAAUUAUCAUUUAGAACACCUAAAAAGUUUUGUUUGUUUUCAUACAUGUUGUCUAAUUUGCAUCAAUAACUUAAGGAUGACAAGUAUCAUCUGCUAAGAGAAUGGCUCCUUGGUCACAAGAACAAUUAAUGAAGAUAUUGAAAUUCCUCACGACUAAUGACAAUUUGUUUGUCUCUAAGACCGCCUUUUUAUAUCUUGGAGAAGACAUCUAAAUUUGUAUCUGGGAGAGAGAGAUACAGGGUCACAAUAACUAUCUUUCCUUUAGCUAUUCAUCUGGGCUCUCUGCAAGUAAUAAGAUAACCCUUUACGCUAACCUGGAGCAGAAAUGCUACAAAAAAGUAUAAUUGAAGAUAGAGCAUUCUUGUAUACUCAUGACGUGCUAUCUUUCCCUGUAAUGUGGACUGUGUCUAGAGUGAUCCCUAAUGGGUUUCCAGUAUCUUCUUCUAGUAGAACUAGCAGGUUCCCAGUAGAUUUUAGGAAGGACCUAGGUAUGUGAUACCUGAAUAAAAAUGUUCAUUUAUAAGUAAAUAAAUGUUUGCUGUGCAGGUAGUAUAUUUUUAGGUAUAUUGGCAGUGAAAAUUCCAGAUUUUAAAGUGUGUAGAAAAUAGAAAUUUAUUAUUCAAACACAGCUUUUAUAAGCAUCUCUUACUUUUGUUUGAAAAUGUUAUUUUAUCUAAGACGAUGAUAAUUUGAACACUGGGGAAAAAAAUGUGGCAUAGGAACAUACCAUUUCUGUGAAGGAGUUCCCUGUGGUGUGUGGAAAGACACCCAAUAUCGGCCAAUACCUUGGCCAUUAACCCAAGCAAAUCCCUUUCCCAUAGAACCAAGGUUCAGCACCACAGGAUCAUUUCCCACUGGUGCAUCAAAUGUGGUCUGUUGAUCAGCAGGGAAAUAAAAUAUUAGUGUACUGUAAAAGUAAUGUUGAAGAUAAAUGGUCAGCAGUUGUGAUGGUGAAGUGGUUUACACCUUAAUCCUCUUUCCAAUCCAUAAUAAGGGUAGUGACUAACUGUAGCACAAAGUAGUAGGAGAAACAACAAAAACUAAGGCCUUUUAACAUAUUUAGUUGGAUGCCCUCCAAGAUCAUCUAUGCUUUGUUGAAGAAGAAUAAUGGAACUGCAAAAUUUUCUGAUGAUAAUAUACCUGAUACCAUGUCAGUGGUUUAGUAGAGCUUUGAAAACUUUCCCACUGAACUUUACUUGAUCCACUAGCUGUAUAGACUUGCAAUUUUUCUCCUAACAAUCCAACCUUCAUUUAAAAAUUUAACAUCAGCAAGCAGUAGACGAUAUUUAAUUUAAAGAAUAUGCAAUCAGAGCUGACAGUUCAAAAUCAUAUCUAUUUCUUAUGAUUUGAAAUUUUAAGCAGUUGAUAAUUAUAGUAUAUAGGGGUCAAUUAAAUAAAAAUUUGGUCAGAGAGUAAAUGGUGUAGGAAAAGCAAUAUUAACUUAAUUCUGAGAACUGCAUUAUGAUGAGUAUGCCAAGAUGGUUUAUGAUUAAAGAAACAUGAUUGAUAAUUGAGAUCUCAUUUAACUGCAGUCUACUAAGUCAGCAUCUCACAGUUUAGAGAUAAUCACCUGAUAUCCCCAUGCUUGAUUUGUGAAAUCUCUGCCUUGAACUUUCACUCUAUACAAACCAGCUACUCUGCGCUCUAGAUAUGCUCCUGAGUUCUUCAUGCAGAACACAUUUCAUGUAAUCCAUUAUAAAUUAUUUGGCUACCAUAUUGUCUGAUAUUUAUUUCAUAUGAUUAUUAAACAGAAUGUGCUUGAUUCUACAAGGGCAUGCCUAACAGAUUGAUAAGAACCUUGAGAGAACCACAAUACAAAAGUUAGCUAUUGUAGUUGGAGAGUUCAAGGCAUAAUAAGCCUCACAUUAGAACCAAAUACUUCUAUGUGGGAGUCAAAUCUCAUUCUUGCAAUUAGAUUCUAACACAAAUAUUUGUUGUAAAGGAAACAUCUCAAAUGAAAUAACCAUGCAUAUUAUGUCGUACUUCAUCUUUAGAAUUGACAAUUAUCAUGGAGAUCAGUUUAAUAUUCAACAUUUAUCUUUUCUAAGUAGUUUCUUUUGCUGGUUAAUAAUGAAUAAAAAUAAGACUUAAUAAUGGAAACAAUUACCGGCAAUCCGACUGUUGCACUGAGGAAAGAAAUAUUGUUCAUCCCAUUUAUAAGAUUGAGUUUGUUCUCCAUGAUGAAAGAUGCAUUUCUGUGACUUCCAUGUGCAGAACCUAGAGUUAGAAGCAUGAAUAGAGCCCUAAUUAACAUCUCAAAUUGUAGUUAUGAAAAGUAAAGUAAAUAAGUGAUGUAGAAUAUACUGAAGAUGAAAAGUAAAAUAAGCAUUAUAAUCUAAAAAAGAUGAAAGACAGAUAUGGACCC
This is a messenger RNA of Abrus precatorius (Indian licorice), 4787 nucleotides long. RefSeq names its product N-glycosylase/DNA lyase OGG1. The transcript is spliced from 4 exons. Lineage: Eukaryota; Viridiplantae; Streptophyta; Magnoliopsida; Fabales; Fabaceae. Gene Ontology annotation, cellular component: nucleus. The record is from RefSeq and is a predicted model, not a curated record. Gene Ontology annotation, biological process: base-excision repair, AP site formation; base-excision repair; nucleotide-excision repair. Bases 2 to 1117 code for a protein of 371 amino acids. Gene Ontology annotation, molecular function: damaged DNA binding; 8-oxo-7,8-dihydroguanine DNA N-glycosylase activity.